Metarhizium robertsii ARSEF 23 is the source of this 564-nucleotide messenger RNA. RefSeq lists its product as uncharacterized. The coding region runs from base 1 to 564 and encodes 187 amino acids. The record is from RefSeq and is a predicted model, not a curated record. The transcript has a single exon. NCBI's taxonomy places the organism in Eukaryota, Fungi, Ascomycota, Sordariomycetes, Hypocreales, Clavicipitaceae.
AUGGAUUUGGCACAUACAGUACUCAGCUGCCUUUUCGGUUCCCUUGAAUCUACUCAGAAUAGCGCUCAACAUGCCGUGAGCGAGACACGGUCGAAUGAAGUCUUCCCGUCACCACACCGUUACUCUUCGAACGCCAAAAAACUUUCCAUCGACCUCGUGACUCUUCUGCGUCGUUCUGAUGUACGUGGGGAGGAACUAUGGGAGAAAGUGGACCAGACCGUUGGCUCCGCGGGUUGGUCCGAAUUACUCGCUGAAAACGUGCUAAAAGCUCUUGAAUCAACCCUAAAAGAGAGCCACGAAAAGAUGGGCACAGUCAUGAAGGAGGCAUACGACAAUGCUGUUGAAGCCGCGGAACAUGAAUUUCAGAAGCUAGUUCAACAGGCCAAAGAAAACCCGUUGGAGCUGGCAGCCACUAUUCUUGUGACAAUAGUCGCAUUUGGGGUACUUGCGGCGUUGGCUCCAUUCAUUGUGGAGCUGUUGGGAUUUGGUGAACUGGGACCUGCUGCUGGUGAGUUUCCAAUGGCAAAUAACGCAUUGCACUGGUUGCCAAAGCUGAGUAAAUAA